Pistacia vera is the source of this 1431-nucleotide messenger RNA. RefSeq names its product probable disease resistance protein At4g27220. NCBI's taxonomy places the organism in Eukaryota, Viridiplantae, Streptophyta, Magnoliopsida, Sapindales, Anacardiaceae. The transcript has 6 exons. The record is from RefSeq and is a predicted model, not a curated record. Gene Ontology annotation, molecular function: ADP binding. Bases 1 to 1431 code for a protein of 476 amino acids.
AUGAAAAUUCAACUAAAUGUUUUGAAUGAAAGGGAAGGAUUCACUUUACUCAAGAAACAUGCAAGUAUAGGUGAUGACCACCCCGCAUUGGAUGAUGCAGCCAUUGGAGUUUCAAGAGAAUGUUAUGGUUUGCCUUUAGCACUUGUAGCUAUUGGGUGUGCUAUGAAGGGGAAAGAAAUUAAUGAUUGGAAAGUCAUGUCUCAAAAAGUAAAGGAGUCAAAACUUGAGGAUAUACUUAAUGUUGCUGGACUGAAAGAUAUUUAUGCUUGUCUUAGAUUGAGUUAUGAUUAUUUGAAGGAUGAGAAAACAAAGUUAUGUUUCUUUUUGUGUUCACUAUUUCCGGAAGAUUACAUAAUUAGUUUGGAGCAAUUGGUUAGAUAUGGGGUCGGGCUAGGUUUAUAUCAGGAUGCUGACAGAAUUGAAGAUGCAAGGAAUGAAUUGCUUUCAACACUUAAUUAUCUCAAACCUUCAUGUUUGUUGUUAGAUUCGGGUGGAGAAGAAUUUGUGAAAAUGCAUGACAUGGUUUGUGAUGUUGCAUUGUGGAUAGCAUCCAAAAGGAAUAAUAUAUUCACGAGUAAGUCUGGCAUGGGAUUGAUAGAGUGGUCAAAUGAGGAAGGCUGGAAACAAUAUACGGCAAUCUCCUCAUUAGCCAGCAAAAUAGUAGAGCUUCCUACUAGUUUGAGCCUAGAGCUAAUUGGCUGCGUUCAUUUCAAAGACAUUUCUUCCCUUGGAAGGCUAAUAAAACUUGAGAUUCUUAGUUUAAAAGAUUCCAUUUUUGAUGAAUUGCCAAAAGAACUUGGGGAACUUGGUAAGUUAAGAUUGUUGGAUUUGCGUGCUUGUGAUGUGUUAAAAAAAAUUCCUUCCAAUGUGAUACAAAGAUUGUCUCAAUUGGAAGAACUAUACAUGGGUGACAGCUUUAAAGAAUAUCAGGAAUUUAAAGAAGUGAGUGAAUAUGGAAGCAAUGCUAGCUUUUAUGGGUUGAGUUCACUUUCUCGGUUGGCCUUACUGUCUGUGGAAAUGGAAGCUAAAUGUCUUCUAGUAGACUUUCCUCUCCCGAAAUUGCUAAAGACUGAGACUGAAAAGAGGGGAGGGGGCUGCACUGUUCCUGCUAUUCCCCUUCCUCAGUAUGAAGGGUGCUUUUGCUUUUUAGCUGUGCAUUCUUGUUACACAGAGCUACAUUUAAGCAUCAAGGCUCCUCUUAUGCAAAGUCCAAAAAUUGAGUCCAGUUACAUACCCCCAUAUCCUGAUGGAAAGGUAUUGCUUUUUGAGGGCUCAACUCUCCUCAAACAUGUGGGAAACCUCAUGGAACUUGAGCAUGAGAUGUGCAAAUAUGGUUUGCAUAUCAAGAAUCAGGAAAUGGCAUUGAAAAUUGUUAAUGAUCAAACAGUAGAAGUUGAGCAAGUCUUGUUUCAAUUGCAAGGUUUUGAUUGA